This is a messenger RNA of Brassica oleracea var. oleracea, 1857 nucleotides long. RefSeq lists its product as uncharacterized. Bases 1 to 1857 code for a protein of 618 amino acids. NCBI's taxonomy places the organism in Eukaryota, Viridiplantae, Streptophyta, Magnoliopsida, Brassicales, Brassicaceae. The transcript has 6 exons. The record is from RefSeq and is a predicted model, not a curated record. Gene Ontology annotation, biological process: DNA integration. Gene Ontology annotation, molecular function: nucleic acid binding.
AUGAGCUUCACAAGGACCUAUGAGGCAGGACAGACUAAUAGGAGCAAGCUGGAAUCUAUGAUUGGCCAAGUUCUAAAACGCCAGCAGAAAAUGAGUGUAGUUCUCGAUGAAAGAUUCGAUUCCGUAUAUUCUAAUUUACAUGAUAAGUUUGAAACUUUGAGUGACCAUGUCAAGAAAUUGGAUGGACAAGUUACGCAUAACGCUGGGUUUGUCAAAAGGGAUGAAGGAUUCCUUCCUGGAAAAACUGACACCAACCCGAGUCGCCAAGUUUGCACUGUGUUACUAAGAAGCGGAAAACGCCUUUCCCCGAGACCUGUAGAAAUUACUUCUGCAGGAAAACCCCCUGAAACUGAAAAGGAAACGGUUAACCUCGAUGAAGAAGAGGAGGAGUCGGAAGAAGAUGUGGAAAUCAAUCGACAAGAAGGGAAUAAUGUCGAUCGAUCGACUACGGAAUGGGAUCCUGAAAAAACACCAAAGAUUGAGUUAAAGCAACUACCCGCUGGACUCAAAUAUGCUUUUCUCUAUAAAAAUUCAUACCCCGUAAUCGUAAACUCCAACCUGACAAAUGGAGAACUUGCGUUGUUAUUAAAUAAACUGCGCAAAUAUGGGAAAGCCCUCGGAUACUCUCUCGAGGAUAUUCCUGGCAUCUCACCAGAUCUGUGCAUGCAUCAGAUCCACCUAGAGGACGAUUCCAAAUCGUCAGUGGAACAUCAAAGAAGGCUAAACCUGAACUUGAAAGAAGUUGUUAAGAAGGAAAUUAUCAAACUUCUUGAUGAUGGAAUCAUCUACCCAAUUUCGGAUAGAAUCGUCCUAGGACAUAAAGUGUCCGCUGCUGGUAUAGAAGUAGAUCGAGCAAAAAUUGAAGUAUUGAUCGGUCUGCCGGCACCCACAAACGUAAAAGACGUGAUAACUCCUAACUGGAAUCUUCCUUUCGAAAUCAUGUGCUAUGCGAGCGAUUUCGCUGUAGGAGCAGUUCUGGGCCAAAGGAAAGACAAAAAGCUACAUACAGUUUAUUAUGCCAGUCGAACUCUCGACGAAGCACAAAGAAAUUACACAACAACAGAAAAAGAACUGCUCGCCGUGGUUUAUGCAUUCGAAAAAUUCCGCCAAUACCUGGUCGGUUCGCGAGUCAUCGUCCAUACUGACCACACUGCAAUUAAAUAUCUGAUGCAAAAGAAAGAUGCGAAACCACGCCUCAUGCGAUGGAUCCUUAUACUUCAAGAAUUCGACAUUGAGAUUAAAGAUAAAAGAGGAGUUGAAAACGGAGUUGCAGGUCAUAUUUCCCGGAUAAGAAUAGAAAACGACGUCCCUAUCGAUGACUUCUUACCAACUGAAAACGUUUAUCAAACGGAUUCAUUCAUCGGGAAUAAUAGACCUUGGUACGCUGAUAUAGUAAACUAUCUAGCUGCUGACGUAGAACCCGAAGAGCUAAGAGGUUAUACAAGGAAGAAGUUUUUAAGAGAAGUUAGGAGAUAUCACUGGGACGAGCCAUAUCUCUAUCGCGAUGCUCAUGCAUUCAUAGCACAAUGCGACAGAUGCCAACGAAGGGGAAAAAUCCGUAAAAGACAUGAAAUGGAACAUAAGUCUAUUCUAGAGGUUGAAGUCUUUGAUUGUUGGGGAAUAGAUUUCAUGGGUCCUUUCCCUUCUUCGUACGGGAACAAAUACAUACUAGUCGCUGUUGAUUAUGUAUCAAAAUGGGUCGAAGCAGUAGCUUCCCCGACAAAUGACGCAUCUGUAGUUAUCAAGCUUUUCAAGAGCAUUAUUUUUCCAAGAUUUGGAGUUCCUAGAAUAGUCAUAAGCAACGGUGGCUCCCAUUUUAUUAACAAGGUUUUUGACGGAUUACUCCGGAAGAAUUGA